This is a messenger RNA of Anastrepha obliqua, 756 nucleotides long. RefSeq names its product SPRY domain-containing SOCS box protein 3-like. The coding region runs from base 1 to 756 and encodes 251 amino acids. The transcript is spliced from 3 exons. The record is from RefSeq and is a predicted model, not a curated record. Lineage: Eukaryota; Metazoa; Arthropoda; Insecta; Diptera; Tephritidae. Gene Ontology annotation, cellular component: SCF ubiquitin ligase complex. Gene Ontology annotation, biological process: proteasome-mediated ubiquitin-dependent protein catabolic process. Gene Ontology annotation, molecular function: protein binding.
AUGUCGUUGUGGCGAACUGGUGUAGAAUGGGGUUGGGCACGGGAAGGAAUUAGUGGGUUAAGAGUUUCUGGCAAUGAUGUUAUCUUUCGUUACCACUAUAAUUCGGGCACGGUAGUCGUGCGCAGUGAACGUGAACUGGAAGUUGGUAUGGUGCAUUUUUGGGAAAUGCGCAUCCUAACGCCACUGGAGGGUUCCGAUGUGAUAUUCGGUAUUGGCACCGACAAAAUUAACCUCAAUCAAUUCCCGCGCGGGCACGUUUCACCGCUUGGUCUUAAUGCCGAAUCGUGGGGCCUAUCAUUCUAUGGCGGAAAACAACAUAAUGGCCUACGAGCAGCCUAUAGCCCGAUGUUCUCUCAGGGUUGUGUUGUGGGCAUUUGUUUGGAUAGGUCUCGCGGCACUUUGGAGUUUUACCUAAAUCGUCGUUCACUUGGUGUGGCUUAUAGGAAUAUUCCAUGUGAUCCACAAGUGAAACUCUACGCAAUGGUAAGCUCCACGUCCGCUAGAUCAGCUAUUCGUCUAAUGAACUCUACGUCACAAAAGGAUUGCCUGCAAUUACGCACUGUCCAAGCGCUUUCAAAGCGGCCGAAAGAUCUGAAGCUGCUACGUAAGAUACCCGGUUAUAAAAUUUUAUUAAGAACAUAUUGGUUCCUCCUAAUGCCACCAGCGUACAAGCCUAUCGAAUUGCAACUAAUCUAUAAUACGUGGCUGGCUAAUUUAAGGAAUAUAAUUAAUGGAUUGUACGAUUGGACCUACUAA